Molecule: messenger RNA, 2865 nt
Organism: Carlito syrichta (Philippine tarsier)
Lineage: Eukaryota; Metazoa; Chordata; Mammalia; Primates; Tarsiidae
Product: AFG3-like protein 1
Exons: 17
Coding region: 1-2367 (788 amino acids)
Biological process (GO): mitochondrial protein processing; protein-containing complex assembly
Cellular component (GO): m-AAA complex; membrane
Molecular function (GO): zinc ion binding; ATP hydrolysis activity; metalloendopeptidase activity
Source: RefSeq, a predicted model, not a curated record
AUGUUGUACCGGCUGGCGACUGCGGCCGGCCAUCGAGCAGUGGCCGGUCCGCUGGCCGCGCUGUGGCGAUGUGGCGGUGGCCUAGGAGAUGGCAGAACGGCCGGGACCGGCGUGAGGGCCCUCGGCACGGCCCGGCAGUGCCUCCAGGGGAUCCGCUUUCUGCAGCUGAAUCUGCAGGCGAGACUGACAUCAUUUUCCCAGUGGCUGUGUUCAAAACCACCCAAAGGGUUUGAGAAGUACUUUAAAAGGAGUGAAAGAAACACAGAUUCAGAGAAAUCAACAGCUCCAAAAAAAGACAAACCAAAGAAUGCUGGGCCUGGGGGAGAUGGAAGCAAGAGAGGAGGGAAGCAGGAUGACUUUGCCUGGUGGAGACAGAUUCAGAAGGGAGAAUUCCCCUGGGACGACAAGGAUUUCCGAAAUCGGGUCAUUUUUGGGGCAGGUGUUGCCAUGGGAUUGUUCUACUUAUAUUUUCGAGAUCCUGGAAAAGAAAUCACCUGGAAGCACUUUGUACACUAUUACCUGGCCAGAGGUCUGGUGGACCGGCUGGAAGUUGUGAACAAACAAUUUGUGCGUGUUAUUCCUGCCCCUGGGACGUCUUCUGAGAAGUUCGUGUGGUUCAACAUCGGCAGUGUUGACACUUUUGAGCGGAACCUGGAGUCUGCCCAGUGGGAGCUGGGCAUCGAGCCCACCAACCAGGCAGUGGUGGUCUACACCACUGAGAGUGAUGGCUCUUUCUUGCGAAGCCUGGUGCCCACCCUUCUCCUGGUUGGCAUUCUCCUCUAUGCUGUGAGGAGGGGGCCGAUGGGAGCUGGGCGCAGCGGACGAGGAGGGGGCCUCUUCAGUGUUGGUGAGACAACAGCCAAGAUCUUAAAGAGCAACAUCGACGUGCGAUUUGCAGAUGUAGCUGGCUGCGAAGAAGCCAAAUUGGAAAUUAUGGAGUUUGUGAAUUUCCUCAAGAAUCCCAAGCAGUAUCAGGACUUAGGAGCCAAAAUUCCAAAGGGAGCCAUGCUUACGGGUCCUCCUGGUACUGGAAAGACACUUCUUGCCAAGGCGACUGCAGGAGAGGCCAGUGUGCCCUUCAUCACCGUGAAUGGGUCCGAGUUCCUGGAGAUGUUUGUUGGUGUUGGGCCAGCAAGGGUUCGUGACAUGUUUGCAAUGGCCCGAAAAAAUGCUCCGUGUAUCUUAUUCAUUGAUGAGAUUGAUGCGAUUGGCAGGAAGCGAGGCCGUGGGCACUUUGGAGGCCAGAGUGAGCAGGAGAACACCCUGAACCAGAUGCUUGUGGAGAUGGAUGGGUUCAACUCUACUACAAACGUUGUGGUGCUGGCCGGCACCAACCGCCCUGACAUCCUUGACCCAGCCCUGAUGCGGCCUGGCCGGUUUGACCGCCAGAUUUAUAUUGGUCCCCCUGACAUCAAAGGCAGGUCCUCUAUCUUCAAGGUCCAUCUGCGCCCCCUGAAGUUGGAUGAGAGCCUUGGUAAGGACGCCCUCGCGAGGAAGCUGGCGGUGCUCACCCCUGGCUUCACUGGUGCUGAUAUUUCUAAUGUUUGCAAUGAAGCAGCUCUGAUUGCUGCGCGCCACCUGAGUUCUUUCGUUCAGGAGAAGCACUUUGAGCAGGCCAUCGAGAGGGUCAUUGGAGGCCUUGAGAAGAAGACCCAGGUCCUGCAGCCCAGUGAAAAGACAACUGUGGCCUACCAUGAAGCGGGACACGCGGUGGUGGGCUGGUUCCUGGAGCAUGCGGACCCCCUGCUGAAGGUAUCUAUUAUUCCCCGGGGCAAGGGACUCGGCUACGCGCAGUACCUGCCCCGAGAGCAGCACCUCUACACGCGGGAGCAGCUCUUUGACCGCAUGUGCAUGAUGCUGGGAGGCAGAGUAGCCGAGCAGCUGUUCUUUGGGCGCAUCACCACGGGGGCUCAGGACGACUUGAAGAAGGUCACCCAGAGUGCCUAUGCCCAGGUUGUGCAGUUUGGGAUGAGUGAAAAGCUGGGCCAGCUGUCCUUUGACUUUCCCCGACAAGGUGAGACCCUGGUGGAGAAGCCGUACAGCGAGGCGACUGCCCAGCUCAUCGAUGAGGAGGUCCGGUGCCUUAUCAGUGCCGCCUACAAGCGCACCCUGGACCUGCUGACACGGUGCCGGGAGCAGGUGGAGAAGGUUGGCCAGCGGCUCCUGGAGAAGGAAGUGCUGGAGAAAGCCGACAUGGUGGAGUUGCUGGGCCCCCGGCCUUUUGCAGAGAAGUCCACCUACGAGGAGUUUGUUGAGGGUACUGGCAGCCUGGAGGAGGACACGUCCCUACCCGAAGGGCUGAAGGGCUGGAACCAGAGGCGGGAAGAUGGGGACAUGGAGCAGCUUGUGCAGGAGAACCCUGGGUAGCCUGUAUGCAGUGGCUACCAGGACCGACUGCUGGAUGGGACUGUGGGAGAUGACUGCUUCCCCAGAGCCUUUAAGCAAAGCAGCUGCACAGUCACCAAAAACAAAUUAAAAGAUGUGAUAAUCGCGAAUGGGCAUUUUAGAUCAGGGUGCUCUGAACCCACAGGAAGGCAGCAGGAGGAUGGGCAAGUCUGGGUCUGAGUCAUAGGGGAAAGGCAGCAGGCUCUGACCCAUGUGGGAGCCCUGAGUGUAGGAUCCAGUGAGAGGCUUGUGUCAGGCGCUGAGUGGAGACAGGACAUCAGGCUUCCUAGUCAGCCUGCCUCUUGCAGAGAAGUGUUCAUGUGCAUCCUUAUAAAGUCCCUCAGAGGGGGAGUUUUGGUUCAGCCAGUACCCCUCAAGAUUUGGUGAGGUAGAGUUCAGAAAAGGAGAAUGUAAGACACCAAGGGAAAGUUAGGUUUCUUUUUUAAAUUAUGUAUUAAAAAAAUUUUUUUAAACUAAAAA